UAAUAACACGAUUAUUACACUCUAUUGGAAUCAAUUGUUUGACGGACUAUUUUUUUUGUAUUUGGUCUAAAACAUGUUAGAGCUUGUCUGGACCGUCCCCCUCCCCCUUCAACAGUGUAAAUGGUGGUGGAUAGAUGUGUAUCCGGAAUAGGUUACUGAUUCUGAGGAAAAGAACUUCAGGUAAACUCAUACCUGAAGUAUUAUCGUAUUAUCCACAGAACGUAAAAGUCGGCUACAAAAGAGAAAAGAAAGAAAACUUUCACGAGGAAAGCAGCUGAUAUACAGUUCUUGUGAACACAGCUUGUGUUCAGUAAUGGUUCGACGUGUGGCAGUGGUUGGAGCGGGCAGUUCAGGUCUGGCCUGUAUCAAGAUCUGUGUUGAUGAGGGGCUGGAGCCUGUCUGCUUUGAAAGUAGUGAUGACAUUGGCGGCCUGUGGAGAUUUAAGGAGUCACCUGAACCAGAGCGAUCCAGCAUCUAUCGCUCCUUGGUGGUCAACACCUCAAAAGAGAUGAUGUGUUUCAGUGACUUUCCCAUGCCAGCUGACUAUCCAAACUACAUGCACAACUCUGAGCUCCUGCAGUACUUCAGGCUCUAUGCUGAGCACUUUCACUUGCUUAGAUACAUUAACUUUCAGACUACUGUGAGGAGUGUUACACAAAGACCGGAUUUCUCGCUGUCUGGUCAGUGGGACGUAGUGACCAUAAACAGGGAUGGAGAGGAAGAGAGGCACGUCUUUGAUGCAGUUCUGGUGUGUUCAGGUCACUACACCCAACCAGCCUUACCCCUGUCAGACUUUCCAGGAUAUGAGACAUUUUCUGGCAGAUGUUUUCACAGCUGGGAAUAUAAAGACGCAGAUGCCUGCCAAGGAAAGAGGGUGGUAGUGGUUGGCAUUGGCAACUCUGGGGGAGAUAUUGCUGUGGAGAUUAGUAGAUCUGCAAAGAAGACAUUUCUCAGCACACGAAAGGGGGCCUGGGUGAUUAGCAGGAUGUCUACCAGUGGUCUUCCUCUGGACAUGACAGCUAUCACAAGGGUCAACAACAUCCUCACACUGCUUCUUCCCAAGACCCUGGUCAACUGGGCAGCAGAAAGAGCACUGAACCACAAAUAUGACCACAGACUGUACGGCCUCAAGCCCAGUCACAGACUUUUGGACCGAAGGCCUUUGAUCAACGAUGAUCUCCCUGGCCGAAUCCUUCAGGGAGCGCUAGUGUUGAGGCCCAACCUGAGAGGGUUUAUGGAUUCAGGAGUUGUAUUUGAAGAUGGCACAGUGGAGGAGAACAUUGAUGCUGUGGUCUUCUGUACAGGUUAUAAGGCAACCUUCCCUUUCCUGCCUUCAGCUCUGUCUGAGGGGCCUCAUGGAGAGUUUACAUUGUACAAGAGACUGUUUCCUCCUUCUCUUCAACACCCCACACUGGCCAUCAUGGGACUUUUCCAAACAAAAGGACCAAUCAUGCCCAUAGUAGAAAUGCAGGCACGGUGGGCUGUUAAGGUCUUUUCAGGAGUGAGCUGUCUUCCAUCAGAGGAGAAAAUGCUGGAGGUCAUUGAGUCUGAGAGAAAGAGAAACAUGAAAAGCUAUCUCUGCCCACGACAGGCUGCUCUCCAAGUAGAUUACAUUUCCUACCUGGAUUUCAUGGCCAAGGAGGUAGGAGUUCGACCAAACCUCCUGAUACUACUUCUGAGAGAUCCUGUGCUCUGGGUGAAGAUCUUCUUUGGUCCCUGCACUCCAUAUCAGUAUCGUCUCACUGGACCUGGGCAAUGGGCUGGAGCCCGACAUGCUAUCCUCACACAGUGGACACGAGUAGCUCAGCCUUUCAGAACAAGGGAAGUACCAGAACCAGAGACCAGGCCGUCCAUCCUGUUAUCCCCCUGGCUGCUCACAUUUGGAGGAAGUGUGAUAAUGGUGGUGCUUCUGUAUAAAAAUAAGCUCAUUCCAGCGCUGCAGGGUGCAGCUCAGUUUCUGGACAGGAGCAUGAUUUUUAUUAGGGACACCUGGUUCACUGGUUAAAGCAACAUUAUAUAAUUAUUUUUGCCUUAAAAUGACAGCUGUGCAAUCAUUUUGAUGGUACUCUGAUUUUUUUAUGGGGAAAAUGGUAAAUGUAGCCUCUUUGAUUUCCACUGUGUGCCCUGAACACCUGUUCAUGCUCUGUGUAUCUUUGGUGAGCAGGUACGGUCUCCUGCUGACUGAUUGAUCAUCAGCUUAAACUGCCAGAAUCAGUCCCAGCAAUUUCAAGAGUAAUGCCAAACUGUAGAUCAGUCAAAAACAACGUUCACCUCCUGGUUUCCAGUGAGGAAAUGUCAAAAUUUCUAAGGCAGAGUUUGGCGUGUUUGUUAAAGGAGCAACACUUCCAGCUCAUGUUUCACUUCAGUGGGUGGAACUAUGCAGUCAGAGCUUCACUUAGCUAUUUGUUUUCUCUACAUGAAAACCACUUGGGAGCCCAACAGAAUUAAUUACCACUUGUGGCGGCAGAACCUACUGUUGCUCAGCAAAAUUACAUUUUGUUGCUUUGACCACAAGAACAUGGUGUAGAAUGUAUGAAUAUACAUUUAUAGAUCCACUCUAGUAAAUAGAUAUAUGUUUAAAUUAUCUAUUUUUAAAAAAAGGUCUGGAAACUGUACAAAGUCAUUUACUGUACUAUGCUUUAUAUGUAAUAAUGUGAGGUUAUAAAACUAUAAAGUGAUUUUGUGCUCCUCUGAAAGGUGUGUCAUUUGCAAUGGUCAGAUUAAAUUGCACAGUGUUCAAGUGUUUUACAACCAGUAA
Lates calcarifer (barramundi perch) is the source of this 2758-nucleotide messenger RNA. RefSeq names its product flavin-containing monooxygenase 5. The record is from RefSeq and is a predicted model, not a curated record. Gene Ontology annotation, molecular function: N,N-dimethylaniline monooxygenase activity; NADP binding; flavin adenine dinucleotide binding. Lineage: Eukaryota; Metazoa; Chordata; Actinopteri; Centropomidae. Bases 314 to 2005 code for a protein of 563 amino acids. The transcript has 11 exons.